Messenger RNA from Arabis nemorensis, 1260 nucleotides. The record is from the annotation of a GenBank genome assembly. Lineage: Eukaryota; Viridiplantae; Streptophyta; Magnoliopsida; Brassicales; Brassicaceae.
AUGGCUGCUAAUUCGACAAGGGUUAGUUACUUCUUCUUAGCUCUUGUAAUGACGGUGGUGAUUCUCACUCCUUCACUUGUCUCCGGUGAUAAUGGAUUCACCGAUCUUAAAAUCCGUAAACACUUGAAACGACUCAACAAGCCUUCUCUUAAAUCGAUUAAGAGCCCAGAUGGUGACAUGAUCGAUUGUGUACCAAUCACCGACCAACCAGCUUUUGCUCAUCCUCUGCUCAUUAAUCAUACUGUUCAGAUGAGACCAAGUUUGUACCCAGAAAGUGUUUUUAGUGAGAGUAAAGUUUCAUCGAACAAGAAGAAUCAGAAGUUUAGUGAUAUAACUCAGCUUUGGCAUGUGAAUGGGAAAUGUCCAAAGAACACAAUUCCCAUCAGAAGAACGAAGAAACAAGAUCUUUAUCGAGCGAAUUCGGUCGAGAAAUUCGGCGUGAAGAGUCAGAAAAGUAUCCCUAAACCUAAAUCUUAUGAACCAGCUAGUGUCCUUACACAAAAUGGUCAUCAGCACGCGAUAAUGUAUGUGGAAGAUGGGGUUUUCUACGGUGCUAAAGCGAAGAUUAAUGUAUGGAAACCGGAUGUCGAAAUGCCUAAUGAGUUUAGCUUAGCUCAGAUUUGGGUUUUGGGUGGAAAUUUUAACUCUGAUCUUAAUAGUAUUGAAGCUGGAUGGCAGGUCAGCCCACAAUUGUAUGGUGAUAAUCACACUAGACUCUUCACUUAUUGGACUAGUGAUGCAUACCAAGGCACAGGCUGCUAUAAUCUAUUGUGCUCGGGAUUCGUUCAAAUCAAUAGGGAAAUCGCAAUGGGUGGUUCGAUCUCUCCUUUAUCGAACUACAGAAGCUCUCAAUAUGACAUUACCAUACUCAUCUGGAAGGACCCAAAAGAAGGACAUUGGUGGUUACAAUUUGGAGAGAAAUACAUAAUCGGAUACUGGCCAGCUUCACUCUUCUCUUACUUAUCAGAAAGCGCAUCGAUGAUCGAGUGGGGAGGCGAAGUAGUUAACUCACAGUCAGAGGAAGGACAACACACAACCACUCAGAUGGGAAGUGGUCGGUUCGCGGAGGAAGGUUGGGGCAAAGCGAGUUACUUCAAGAACGUUCAAGUAGUAGAUGGAUCGAAUGAAUUGAGAAACCCGGACAAUCUUCAAGUCUUUACUGAUCAAGAGAACUGUUACAAUGUGAAGAGUGGUAAUGGAGGUUCUUGGGGAAGUCACUUUUACUAUGGUGGUCCGGGUCGAAAUCCUAAUUGCCCUUAA